This is a messenger RNA of Leguminivora glycinivorella, 1872 nucleotides long. RefSeq names its product splicing regulatory glutamine/lysine-rich protein 1-like. The transcript is spliced from 3 exons. The coding region runs from base 182 to 1186 and encodes 334 amino acids. The record is from RefSeq and is a predicted model, not a curated record. NCBI's taxonomy places the organism in Eukaryota, Metazoa, Arthropoda, Insecta, Lepidoptera, Tortricidae.
GCCUACGUAGGCUAUAGGGGCCAAAUUUACUCAGUUGUGCUGAAACUUUGUGUGCCGUCGGUUCAUGUCCAAACAUGGAGGGCUUACUGUUAUUAUCUCUCCUGAGCCUGUCUCUGGCGCUUCCUAGUCAAGGUGUUUUAAUACUCUUUCAGAGCCACCACCACGACCCAACUGCAUCAAAAUGACACCAGAGAAGGAGCAACAAAUCGACAUCAUAGUCGAGAAACUCGGAGAAUUCCUUAACAAGCUGUCCAUAGAGCACGAACACUUUGACAUCCGUCUCAUCAAGCUAUCCAUAGAGCAACAUACCGAGGACGAAGACGAGAAAGAGACAAUGCUGCAACUCUCUGUCAACGACUGUCAACUGUCAGAUGAUGAUCUAGAUGAGAUAGACCAUCAUAGAGAAAAAGCGAGAGAAAAAGAAGAGGAAAGAGAAGCUAAAGAAGAAACGGAAGCGGAAAAAGGAAAAGCUAGAGAGGAAAAAGAAGCGGAACUGAAAAACAAUCAGAAUUCUGAUACUGAUAAGAAGGAAGAUGAUACUUUAGAAAAGGAAGAAAGAACCAAUGAAUCCAAUGCUAAUGAGGAACAAGAUCAUACUGUGGAAGAAAAACCGGAUAAUUCCAAUAAAUCGGAAACUAGUAACAAACAAGAGCUUCCCAAUGCAAAUAUUGAAGAAGAAAAUGAAAAAACGGAAGAAGAAAACAACUCACGUGUUGAAAAACCGACAGAAGAAAUAAAUAAAGAUCAUGUAGAUACUGGCAGCGAAAAUAAACCUGGAGCCGGUGAAAAAGAUGAUAGCUCGAAGAAUAAUGAUAAAGAAGAACAAGAAAAUCAAAACUGCGCUAAUACGAAAGAUGAUGAAAAAGAAGGUGAAUUAUUAAAGAAUAAAGACAAGGAAGUAGAAAUUAAUAGCGAGAAAGCGAACUUAAAUAAUGACAAAGAUAUACAACACGAGGCAGCCGUACUGAAGAAUGAGAAAAAAGAAAUAGAAAAUAAUGGAAAAGAAGAAGAGCAAUUACAUAAUAAUGAUAAAGAAGUACGUCCUGAGAUUAUGUAUUUAGAUUUGGACGAAAAAGGACAGAAGCUUUUAGAAGCUAUGGGUAAAAAGGAUAAGAAUCCGAUAGUCGUUUACGUACAACAGCGAAACUCAGGACAAUCGGAGUACUGGUUUCUGAAAAGGAGAUAGUAAUGUGUUAAAAGUUUAAAUCAAAUAAAUGAUAAGUAGUGCUCCUUAACAUUUCAAUUUUAUAGUAGCGAGAUCGGAACGUACAGCUUAACAAAAAAGAGUACAAAUGGAACUAAUUUUGUUAUCAUAGCAAUGCUUACUUAAAGUGUCUCAAAAGUUGCCACAAGCAAAACGGUUUGACAUAGACAGUGGCGCCUUUAUUAUUUUGCUACUCUCUUUUGACAGGCUGUAGGAAUGUUAGGGACGAUCAAUGAAAUGUUAUCAUGCAAAUGUUAUGUAAAUGACUUUAAUUGAUAUUUUCACAUGAAUUUUAAUUAACUCACCAACGCUGUCGCGAAAUUAAACGGUUAUUGUCGUUCACUAAUGAUAAAAAAGCGGUAUACGUUCAUUCACAAAAGCUGGCACAAAUGGAACGAAUGAGUGAAUGAAAAUAUCUAUGUGUGUGACAGAUUAACCAAUAAAAUAGUGGCUCUUGGCAGUGACGUCUGUAUAGUGUAUACCGAUGCAGUGUCACUUCACACAAUAAAAGUUUCGUUCAUUCCAUUCGUGCCAGCUUUCGUGAAUCUACCUGUACUAUAGUGCUUAGGUAGUUCUAAGCACUAUAGUUCUGUGUACCUAAAUACAAAUUAUUAUGCCGGCGAUUAUUGCCCUUGCUUAAGGUAGUUUGCGAGCGAGGUAGGACAAUA